This is a messenger RNA of Caenorhabditis elegans, 963 nucleotides long. RefSeq names its product Serpentine Receptor, class D (Delta) (gene srd-43). Lineage: Eukaryota; Metazoa; Nematoda; Chromadorea; Rhabditida; Rhabditidae. The transcript is spliced from 6 exons. Bases 1 to 963 code for a protein of 320 amino acids. Gene Ontology annotation, cellular component: membrane. The record is from RefSeq and is marked reviewed.
AUGUAUCGUGAAAUUUUAACAGUUUUCGAUCCACUUGUUUUUAUUGUCAGUUUAUGUUUUCAAUCAACACUUAUCUAUACAAUUAUUCGUCAUUCCCCAAAAAACAUAUCAACGCUAAAAUCGAUUCUACUCAUAAAUAGCUGUUUCCAAUUAGUUCAAUCGUCAAUGGCAUUUUUCUCCCAAGUGCGGUAUGUCAGUAAUCUUGUUCCAUUGGAAUUGUGGAGCUAUGGACCAUGUCGUCACUUUGAAGCGUUUAUUUGUUAUUCCACGUUUCAUGUUCUUCAGACAAGUUCUUUGAUAAGUGCGCUGACAGUUUUCUUAACAACUUUCAUGAAAUACCAAGCAGCAAAACAUGUACAUCUUUCAGAAAAGAAAACCUGGGUUGUAGUUUGCACUAUUUUAGCAAUUAUAUUAGUUUCAACAGGUUGUGCAAUAUCGCUGGUUAUUAUGCAAGCUUUACCUUUGGAAAUUCGCCAAAAAUACAUUUUGAUAAACCAGUCCCUUGAUGAAUACUCUGUCAUUGGAAUAGUAGAUUAUUCGGUUUUACCCAGUCGUAUAAAUGCUACAAUUGUCAAUGGUUUAGUCAUCAUUUUACCAAUCACAUGUCUUUUAUUACGAAGAAAAAUACUCAAGCUUCUCACGGGACCUGAUAGAUCAUCCGAUGCGUUACAUUCCCAAAAUAGAAUUUUCAUUCAGGGCCUCACUUUGCAAAUUUUCUGUCAUACGCUGGUUUACGUUCCUAUUUUUGUGUGCUCAUCAAUUAGUCUGGUGACAAAAACAGAAUACAUUUUCCCGCAGUAUUUCAUAUUUGUUUUACCGCAUCUAACAACUGUCAUCGAUCCGGCUGUAACAAUGUAUUUCGUGACGCCGUAUAGAAAGAAAUUAAUAAUUUGGCUGCGAUUGAAAAACAAUAAAAUGCACUCUAUUGCGCAUUCGACAUUUGUAGUUUCAGUCAACCAAUAA